Closterium sp. NIES-67 is the source of this 2022-nucleotide messenger RNA. Lineage: Eukaryota; Viridiplantae; Streptophyta; Zygnematophyceae; Desmidiales; Closteriaceae. The record is from the annotation of a GenBank genome assembly.
CACUGAACUGAUACCAGCCGACCCGAGCACCCUUAGUAGGCGGCGCUGGUGAUCAUCUUCAGGUGACGCAUUAGAAGGGGAAAUAAGUACUCUCGAGUAUUCUCGUAAUGUGUGAAUUAUGAUAGUUCAGGCACAUUAGUCGUUGACUAAGUGGUAUCCCGUUCCUCUUUUCUUCAUCCUAGUAGCGGAUCCCACCAUAAGCUACCCCUGGUAGACCGAAUGCCUGCUAACAUUGACCGAAUGGCAUUCAGCAACCGCUACUAUUACGAAACCCUAUUUUCGCAAAUCCGAUCCUUCCGCAUCUCGCCCUCCCAGAGCACCUCGACCCGGUUCGUACCACGUCAGCCCGUGCCGAAGGCCUCUCGUUCGUUGACACGUGUCAGAGACUCGGUGGUUUGUAGAGCUCGCUCUAAACUCGACGCAAUGGCGGGAAAUGAAGUAGAAGGCGCCAAUGACGGGAAUAUAGUAGGUCCCGGUCUAGAGCAGCGGAAUUCGAGUCGAAGAGAAAGAGAAUUCGAGUCGAGCAGCGGUUCCCCACCAGCAGGAGCACCCAGCAUUGGCCGAUCAGGAUCCAGCCAAUCAGACGCCAGCGCGGAUCGGUGGUUGUCGGAUCGCAGCCGUUCGUUCGGGCCUUCGGUGAUCGUGGAGGUGACGCGGUUGGCGAAGAAGAGAGGGGCCAUCAACCUGGGGGAAGGGUUUCCUGACUACCCUGCUCCGCAAGCUCUUAAGGACGCUGGGAUCGCCGCCAUUGCUGCUGAUGUGAAUCAAUACGACUACAACGCAUCUCUGGCAGCACUCGUGGCAAGCACCUUCUCAGAAGCUUCCGGCAUUCCAGUGGAUCCAGAAACAGAGGUGGCUCUCAGCUCCGGCCAGACCUGUUCCUUUGCCUCGGCAUGCCUUGCAGUGUUUCAGCCUGGCGAUGACGUCAUCCUAUUCGACCCGGCCUUUGAGGCUUACCACGGGGCCAUACUGAUUGCUGGAGCCAACCCGGUGUACGUUCCUCUCUCCCCCCCUCAUUGGACCAUCGAUUUCGACCUGCUGUCAGCCGCCCUCACACCACGCACCAAAGCCAUUGUGCUCAACAGCCCUUGCAACCCAACUGGCCGUGUGUUCUCACAUGCUGAGCUGUCUCAACUCGCAGCCUUCUGCCAGCACCACGACCUGCUGGCGAUCACAGACGAGGUCUACAGUGCAUUCACCUAUGGCGGUGCACGCCACAUGUCGCUCGCUCAUUGGCCGGGCAUGAAGCAGCGCUGCAUCGUUACCUCGUCCGUCUCCAAAACUUUCCACGUCACAGGUUGGCGCGUGGGGUGGGCCAUCGCCCCGGCGCCUAUCGCUGCUGCUAUCAGCACCAUCAGCGCCAAGCUCAUCGACACUCCUCCGGCCCCCUUCCAGGAAGCUUCCCGCGCUGCCCUGAGCCUGCCUUCGAGCUACUACACUCAACUAAUGGAGGACUACACUGCUAGGCGAGACAUGGCAGUGGCAAUGCUGCUGGACGCAGGGCUGGAGGUGCCCCUCGUUCCGGAGGGUUCCGUGUUUGUCUUCGCACGCAUUCCCGAGCGAUGGGGUGUUAACGAUCUGGAGUUCUGCAGGAGGGUGAUCGAGGAUUGUGGGGUGGCCUUCGUCCCUGGUCGAAUAUUCUUCCACCCGGCCCAUUCUCCCAGUCCAAACCCACCUGACCAACCACCUGACCAUCCACCUGACCAGCUACCUGCUCGAUCACCUGAUCAACCACCUGAUAGCGCUGACAGGCAUGUAGAGCCGAGCACCAAUCCAGUCGUGCCAGCUCAGCAUCGUUAUGUUCGCGUGGCGUUUUGCAAGAGCAUGGAGACGCUAAGAGCAGCUCGAGGUGCGCUGAAACACAUGCAGGGGAUGUUUUGACCUGCUUAACUCAAUAAUAAUGCACCAUCGAUUGACGUGACACGUGUAAAUGCAUGCUUUGAUCCGUUUAGCCAGUGACGAAUGAUACAUCUACUGGCAUAACUGGUUGCAUCUUCUACGCCGUCCCGCUUGGGGUGGUUA